GACGCGACAACUUGCCGCGCUCGACGCCAAAAAAAAAACAAUGGGCCGCGACGACGACCGCGACCGCGACCGGUCGCGGCGCGACCGGAGCCGCGAGCGGUCGCGGCGCGACCGGAGCCGGUCGCGGGACCGGAGCCGGCGCGACCGGUCGCGGCGCGAGAAGAGCGCGGACAAGGCCGCGGCCGAGCCCGCGCCGGCCCCCGCGCCCAAGGAGAGCAUCGAGAUGAUCAGGCAGAAGUCGGAGAUCGACGACCUGACCAAGGACCAGCGCACGGUCUUCGUGAGCCAGCUCGUCAUGAAGGCGACGGAGAAGCAGAUCCGCAAGUUCUUCGAGAAGGUCGGCAAGGUCAAGGACGUCAUCAUGAUCCGCGACAAGUACACGAACCGCCACAAGGGCUUUGCGUACGUCGAGAUGGCGGACCUCGAGUCCGUGCCCAUGGUGCUCAUGCUCAACGGCACGGUCGCCGACUUCCAGCGCUUCCCCAUCCUCGUCAAAGCCUCCGAGGCGGAGAAGAACUUCCUCGCCAAGCAGGAGGCGACGGCCGCGCAGCAGGAGGCCGCGGAGGUGUCGCGCGCGGCGGCCGCGCCGCGGAAGCAGCUCCUCGUGGGCAACCUGCACCCGAACAUCACGGAGAGCGACCUGCGCACGGUGCUGGCCCCCUUCGGGGCCGUCGACGCCGUCGACAUGGGCGCCGUCGCGCCGGGCUCCGCCGUCGUCACGUUCGUCCACGCGGACGACGCGGCGAAGGCGAGCUCGCGCAUCGCGGGCAUCGAGCUCGGCGCGGACAAGCCCAUCACCGUCGAGUUCUACGACGACCCGGCCUUGGCCGGCGGCGGCGUGUCGUCGUCGGACUGGAGGCUCGACUCCGACGCCGCCGCCGCCCCAGCCCGCGGCGCCGCCGCCGCUCCAGGGGCCCGCGACGGCGGCGUUCGUCAUCUCGAACAUGUUCGACCCCGCGACGGAGACGGACCCGACGUGGCGGUCCGACAUCCGCGACGACGUCACGGCGGAGUGCGGCAAGUACGGCCCCACGGUCCACGUCCACGUCGACGCCGUCUCGCCCCGGGGCCUCGUCCACGUCCUCUUCCGAGACGCGGACGGCGCGGCCGCGGCCGCGGCCGCGCUCCACGGCCGCUGGUUCGCCGGCCGCGCGAUCACCUGCGUCUACGUCGCGCCGGAGACGCACCGCGCCCAGUUCGCCGCCGAGAUGUGAGGGCCGGGGGGCGAGCCGCGGACGACUAAGCACCGGCAUCCGC
This is a messenger RNA of Aureococcus anophagefferens, 1257 nucleotides long. RefSeq names its product expressed protein. The record is from RefSeq and is a predicted model, not a curated record. NCBI's taxonomy places the organism in Eukaryota, Pelagophyceae, Pelagomonadales, Pelagomonadaceae. The annotation marks the transcript as partial. The transcript is spliced from 2 exons.